AUGACAUUUAACCAUCGACUCUUAUUAACAACAAAUUAUGCCCCCUACCAAAAAUCUCUCAAACAAAAAUAUUUAAACCGUCAAACUCUCUUUCAUCUCAUCGUUUCUCUCAUUCUAUUCGUUCAACAGAGGAGUUUCUGGCGUUCCAGCAGAGGUGUUCCAACAGCUUCGUUCCAGGUGAUCCAAAAGCUUCGGCGUUCAACAGCUUCGUCUCUCUCAUCUUCACCUAGGUCGUUCAUAACAGCUUCGUCUCUCUUAGCAAGAUGAUGUUACUGGAAUGUGUGGUUGUAGAUGACAAAUACCAAUGUAAGCAACGUAGGUAGUGACGAAGUGGUUGAGGUUCAAUCCAUCAAAUCUGAUACUCCCUGGCCUGCUAAGAGUGAGACAAUUUUUAUAGAUUUAAUGGAUGAGCAGAUUGCAAAAGGAAUAGAGGUACUACUACAUUCAAAAGAGAAACGUGGAACUACAUUCUUGAGGAACUGAAAAGUCGAACUGGGUAUUCAUAUAACCAUGAGCAACUUAAGAAUAAGUUUAAUCAGUUGAGGCGAGUAUGGAGUGAUUUCCACAAACUGGUUAAUGAAACUACGGGAGUUGGUUGGGAUCCAGAGAAAGGGACAAUGACUCUGCCAGACGGUGUGUGGAAAAAUUUGUUCAAGACUCUAUGGUUGAUUCGGUGACUAUGAUUGACCUACAUCCAGACUUGUUGAAAGACUGCAUCGAUACUUUGAACUCUCUCGAGGACAUUGAUGAUGCGACUUAUACAAAAGCUUUAAAAUUGAUGCGUGAUGAUGCGGUGUGGCGGAAAGUGUUCUUGAAGUUGCCUGAUCAUCGGAAGAGGGGUGUAGUCAUGAAUCUGUGAUGUGUUAGGUCAUGACUGUAUUUUUUAUGAUGACUGUAAACCAUGUUUUGUACCUUUAACAGACUACUUUUAACUCUGGUUAUUGGGCAAUGUGUUUUUUUUUUUUUGUGAUGACUUCAAUGUUUUGUGGAAUAGUAUAUCGUUGG
Messenger RNA from Ilex paraguariensis (yerba mate), 1005 nucleotides. NCBI's taxonomy places the organism in Eukaryota, Viridiplantae, Streptophyta, Magnoliopsida, Aquifoliales, Aquifoliaceae. The record is from the annotation of a GenBank genome assembly.